Messenger RNA from Nicrophorus vespilloides, 1445 nucleotides. RefSeq lists its product as uncharacterized. The record is from RefSeq and is a predicted model, not a curated record. Gene Ontology annotation, molecular function: translation activator activity. Gene Ontology annotation, biological process: regulation of translational initiation. NCBI's taxonomy places the organism in Eukaryota, Metazoa, Arthropoda, Insecta, Coleoptera, Silphidae. The transcript has 4 exons. Bases 164 to 1204 code for a protein of 346 amino acids.
AUAGAAAAACAAAAGCGCAACCGGCAACAGGGCACCCCUGUUGUUUUUCAGUAUCUGUCAAGAUUUGUUAUUUUGUUGUGCGGCAUAAAAUAAUGUUGUACAACGUCUGAAUUAUCUGUGAAUAGUAUUUGCUCAGUGGAGAUUUCAUCGAAUUCUGGAAAAAAUGCAAAAUAACGGUGACGACAACAAGGCUCCGCCGCUUUGGGACGGUGGAGAGGGUGCAGCAAAGAAGACGUUAAGAAAACCCCAUGUCAGUUUAUCUGUUGACGCCAAGGAGUUUAUCCCCAAAAAUUACAUUGCUGCUGUACCAUCACAAGCUCCUUACUCUGCACAAGAUCGUCUUAAGCAAUUCAAAGUAGAAGUAAACAAUGACAGCAAGAAUGAUUUGGAUGAAUUGAAUGAUAUCAUCAAGGCAGUGAUUUGUGAUCCAGGCCAAUUUGAAGAGGUUGUUGAUGAUUACAUGAACAUAUUCAACAUGUAUUUGAAUGAUGAAGCAAUGAUAGCCAGUGUUGCAGAGUCCAUAUUUUUACAGGGUAUUCAGCAACCAGGUUUCAGGUAUAAUGGGGCACGUCUCUGCUCUGUUAUAUUGGAAAACUGCAUUUCUUUCAAUGCUCACAUGCAUAAGCUUUGUGAUAAAGAAUUAAUGGAAAAUACUGCAAAGCCAGGGCUUACAUUAUUCUUAGCAGAACUCUACAUGCAAAUGGAUUUAGAUGAGGUUUAUCCAAAUUGUCUGUACAAAUCAAUUGAUAAUCUUCUCAUUGCUGGUGGAGAUGACAAUGUUAAAACAGCCUGCCAGACAUUGAAAUUAAGUGGAAGAACACUGGAUGCCUAUGAUAAGGACAAAAUGGUAGCUGUUUUCCAGAAACUGGAUACUGCAAAAUUUAGUGUAAUGAAUAACAUUAUAAACUUAAUUGAAUCAGUUAUAAAUCUGAGGCAGAACAACUGGGGCCAGAAUAAUCCUCCUACUUGCAGCAGUUCACACAAUGGUCCCAAUUGGAAUUGGUUGCCACCCAUUGUUGAGAAGCCUACAUUCUAUGGACCUGAUGGUGUUGAAUUAUCCAUGGAUGAGCAAAAAUUCUUGGCUAAAGAAUGUUGUGAUUACACUGAUGAAUUUGAUGAUCCUGAUGAAUUGUGUGAUCCUGAACCAGAAAUGGAUGAAGAGAUUCAAGCGGCUUUCAGAGAAUUCGUGAAAUUGAGCAAGUAAUAGUUGGUUAGCAACCUUUGCGCAACAACAAACAACAAAAAAAAAUAUAAAAAAUAACAGAGAAAUAUAACAAAAAAAUAUUAUUAUUUUCAUACUGUACUUAGUUUUUAAUUGCAAAGUCUUUCAAUGGUUUCGUCUGUUUCGCAAGUGACUAUAGUUUUACGUGUGUAUAAAAAAUAAACAAAUAGUUGAAACUUGAUUGCAAGUAUCGGUAGGAUUGUGUAUGAUGAAAGAAAAAAAA